Molecule: messenger RNA, 2443 nt
Organism: Equus caballus (horse)
Lineage: Eukaryota; Metazoa; Chordata; Mammalia; Perissodactyla; Equidae
Source: RefSeq, a predicted model, not a curated record
UGUGACCUUCCUGCGCACUCCGCUAGGCUCUGGAAUACAACCAUGGGUCAAAGUGCGUGGGGUUCCUCCUUCUCACGGAGCUGACAGCCAGGUGGGGAGAGAGCAAGAGGUCACCACGUGACAACGCAGGGGAGCGUGUUGAUCAGGAGGCAGCCAGCAGCCGGCCACCAUGGCCUCCCCUUCUGCUUACCCUGCGGAGGAGGAUGAGAGUCUGAAGGGGUGCGAGCUGUACGUCCAGGAGCACGGCGUGCAGCAGGUCCUCAAGGACUGCAUCGUGCACCUCUGCAUCUCCAAGCCGGACCGGCCCAUGCGGUUCCUGCGGGAGCACUUCGAGAAGCUGGAGAAGGAAGAAAACAGACAGAUUCUGGCCCAGCAGAAGGCGGCCUCGCAGUCCGACUCGCACGAUGAGGAGGUCUCGCCGAGCCCCCCGAACCCCGUGGUGAAGUCCCGCCGCCGCCGCGGGGGCGUGAGCGCCGAGGUGUACACGGAGGAGGACGCCGUGUCCUACGUGCGCAAGGUCAUCCCCAAGGACUAUAAGACCAUGACAGCGCUGGCCAGGGCCAUCUCCAAGAACGUGCUGUUUGCUCACCUGGACGACAACGAGAGAAGCGACAUAUUCGACGCCAUGUUCCCCGUCACUCACAUCGCCGGGGAGACCGUUAUACAGCAAGGCGAUGAAGGAGACAACUUCUACGUGAUGGAUCAAGGGGAAGUGGAUGUGUACGUGAACGGAGAGUGGGUGACCAGCAUCAGCGAGGGAGGAAGCUUCGGGGAGCUGGCGCUCAUCUACGGCACCCCCAGGGCAGCCACCGUGAAAGCCAAGACCGACCUCAAGCUCUGGGGCAUCGACCGGGACAGCUACCGGCGCAUCCUCAUGGGCAGCACGCUGAGGAAGCGCAAGAUGUACGAGGAGUUUCUCAGCAAGGUCUCCAUCCUGGAGUCCCUGGAGAAGUGGGAGCGGCUGACGGUGGCCGACGCCCUGGAGCCCGUGCAGUUUGAAGACGGCGAGAAAAUCGUGGUCCAGGGGCAGCCGGGGGACGACUUCUUCAUCAUCACCGAGGGCACGGCCUCCGUCCUGCAGCGCCGGUCCCCCAACGAGGAGUACAUGGAGGUGGGGCGCCUCGGGCCCUCCGACUACUUCGGGGAGAUCGCGCUGCUGCUGAACCGGCCCCGGGCGGCCACCGUGGUGGCUCGGGGGCCGCUCAAGUGCGUGAAGCUGGACCGGCCCCGCUUCGAGCGCGUGCUGGGCCCCUGCUCCGAGAUCCUCAAGAGGAGCAUCCAGCGUUACAACAGCUUCAUCUCCCUGACCGUCUGAGCCCGCCGCCCCCGCCCCGCUUCCGUGUGCCGGCGUCCCGGCCGCCUGGGGACCCCCCUGCCCCCCGGACUCCCGUCUGGAGUGAAACAGUCCCCUCGGGCGUCUCAGACACAGAGGGCGCCCCCGACGCGCCCCAGGCCGAGGGGAGAUGCCCGCGCCCCUCGCCUCCCUCCUGUCCGUGCUGUGGGCUCGUCUUUGGGGGGCACCCUGGGGUGUGCUCGUCCCCCGUGGCUCAGGGGCCAGGCUGCGCGUCCAAGCCGGCCUGGUCCCUCUUGUCCCUCUUGUCACCCUCCGCUCCAUGCUGGGGGCCCUGUGACGUCCGGCCUCCGGCUCUGAGUGCGAACGUGGGGUGACGACGUCCAGGGGCCCCGCAGGGACCGCAGCUUGGAGCGAGGACGCCCGGGUGGAGCCCGCUGGGCGACGUCCGCCCGUCCUGGCCUCACGGUGAAGGGAGGCCCCGCACUGGGGUCCUGACUCGGGGGCCAGGGCCGGGCCGGCCGCAGGGGACCCCACACGGGCCCCGGCCUGCGCGUUUGGAGGAGCGGACGUGGGCGGCUGGCUGCGCUCCCCUCUCUCGGAAAGUCCACUCGGCCGGGCCGUGGCGCCCAGGACGGCGAGGAAACGCCACAUGAGACGGGACUUUCCGAGAUGCGGCGAGCGCCUUUCUGGGUCCCUGUUCCCCCCCGGCGUCGGGUGGGGGUCCCGCACGCCGUCCGCUGCCCGACUUCCUGGGGACGGCGUCUCCCGAGCCGGUGAAGGUGUCAGAACCCGCGUCCCGGGAGCUCGUCCAGCACUCGCGCCUCGGGUCUCCCGACGUCGGAAAACAACACGUCCGCCCGGCCCUGGGCCCCCCGACCCUGGUCGUCCUCGAGUGAACUGCCCCCCAGGCGUGUCCUCAGCCCCUCACCCCUCGAGCUGGACGGGCGGCGUCUGCAGACGGGAGACUCAGACGGGAUCGUGCAGUCGCCCCCGUUCCGCCCCUGCCGUGCGCAUCCCGUCCCGGGCGACCCCCGCCAGCCCCGCCUUUGCCCGUGGACGUGUCUGUGACGUGUGCACCCCGCCCGUCUGUCGCGAUGUUGGGAAUGCUGCAUGUGCCAUUAAACGUGGGUGAAGAACCUUUCCCUCGGG